CCAACCCCAAGCUGAUUUUGGCUGAGGCCUGUGCUGUGGCCACUAGGUUUACCCGCUAUCGAUCCUUCAUAUCAUUCAUCCAUUCACCACCGACUGCGCUUCAACAUGGGUCAAUACUGGAGGUUUCUCAACCUCGACAGGCGCGAACAUACCCGGGCCAGAGGCUACCGCUAUAAACUCGGCGAGUUCUUUGGCGAUGGUAUUACAAACAGAAAUAUAGCACUGCGGCUGUGUCGACUCCGAUCCCUUCCCAACAUGCCCAGAAUUCAGCCCAGUGGAGCGGAGAGUACCAACAUUGAGCGACCUGGGCGCAGCUUGCUCGUGCUGCCCAACGAGAUCCUUUACCACAUUACUGAUGGCAUUGAAACCCUCGAGGACUUUGCCUGUUUUGCAGCCACAUGCCAUAUAUGCUGGGACCUAUGUGCUUCCACCCUGGAAGUGUCCAUUAAACACAUGGUAUCUUGGGCAGGUUCCCGCAUCAUUCGCCUCGGAGACUACAUGCAGAACGAUGAUCUCCCGGCAGGUAUCCUUACCGAGGCCCAGCGGGCCGAGCUAGACGCCGCUGUACCGGACGAAUCCUCCCAAGGGCGACCCGUCUCACUCUACGAAUUUGCGGGAGAUCACUACCGCUCAGCGGUUAUGUCUCCAGACUUUUUUGACAUCACAUACGCGUACAUAAGACCGCUCGAGAAGCGAGGUAUCGAAGGCGCACCAUUGGCGGCUAUCAGGAAAAUGUGUACGCCCGUCGAGGCCACCGUUCUCCGAAACCUCUCCAAGAAGCUCUACGUGCGUGCUGAUACCAUCGACGAACUCAACAAGGAAGUCCAACCGAGGUGCGGCGGCAACGAGCCUUUUAGUCUUGGCGAGGCACUCGUUGGUCGCAUCUGCUGGUCAUCUGAUCCCUCGUGCGCGAUGCCGGAACACUGCGAAGACAUCACUCGCGGACCCUGGGCUGGAGAUGCGUUUGACAUCACUUCGAUGGAGAUAUUUCAAAAGGAGGCAGACCUUUCGCGAUGGGUAGAUGCGAAAGACGAGGUGUGCGAGGCGCUACGACGAUACUUGGAUGGUUACUAGAGUACGAUGUAUAGCCUGGGUAGCACCGGAAGCCAUAGGCCAGGAGUCAGUAUUUCGCUUGAAACGUACACUUUUCUAACUUGUUGUUGCUCUCGAAAUGUCC
Coniophora puteana RWD-64-598 SS2 is the source of this 1177-nucleotide messenger RNA. RefSeq lists its product as uncharacterized. NCBI's taxonomy places the organism in Eukaryota, Fungi, Basidiomycota, Agaricomycetes, Boletales, Coniophoraceae. The transcript has 2 exons. The record is from RefSeq and is a predicted model, not a curated record. Bases 106 to 1074 code for a protein of 322 amino acids.